UUUGCGACAACCGGGUCCGAGGAAUAAUUUUUUUUUUCGAACUUGACCUUUCGUCUGUAAACCUGGAUCGAUCGUUUCCGAGCAAAAACACCUUUGACACAUGUGUCUGAACGAUAUUGAAAAUUCAUGAUUAUGCCAGGGCAAAGCUCGUUCCUAAUUUCCAGUUUCCCGCUUUUCUGUGGAAGCAAAAUCCAAAUUCUCCAUGUAUCUGAACUUAGAUUUUCUUGACAUAAUAAUUGUCACACUGAAACAAAAAACAAUCGAAAUCUCCACGACGUAAUGAUUAGCUGAAGCAUAUGCCAAGGAAUUCAAAAUUAACCAAAUCAAUAAUCACGAAAGCGUUGUUUCGUUGAUUUUGUUAUCUCAACUUUUAUCGUUAUUUUUCGCGAAUAUCCGAAAAUGGCAAUGUCACUAAGAGACAUGUGUCUUCUGUACGACGAGCAAUUCAACCGAAAAAUGAAGAUUGCGAAAUUUCUGGUGAAACAUCUCGAAGAUAAAAACGAAAUGAAUUUGGCAAAAAAGUGGCUAUUACGAGUGAGCAACAUCAAAUCUCCGGUGCUUCAGGUGAAAAAAAAUCGCAAUGCCUUUUUAUCGUACAUGGUAAAAGUACUCAGUGACGGAGUUUUAACGGGCUGCAUAGAUUCCGAGCCUCAUUCAGUCUGCGAUCCAGAUAAUGCUCUUGCUUUUCUCCAAAAUCCGGACGAAAUUUCAGAUAUCCUAUCGCGAGAUGAGGACCUUCCAAAAGAGAUGAAUAAAGAAGCGAAGCCAAUUAAGUUUCACAAGAGAUGGUCGAAGGAUCACAAGACGUACGUUGCGGUGAAGCCGAUUCCUGGACGAGGCGCUUUGGUCUACCUCGCAACCUCGAAAGUUCCUGGUCUCGAGAGCUGGGAUUUUCCGAACAUCAAACAUAAAAACUGAAAGAAAAAAAUGAAUUUUGAGUUUUCAUUUACAUAGAAAAUCAAAAUCGCAUUGGAUUGUCAAGAAAAAAGAAGGAGUUGGCCAGUUGGAGGAAAAACAGAAAAAGAAAACUUAAAAAUCGUAUCAAAAAUACAA
Molecule: messenger RNA, 1053 nt
Organism: Venturia canescens
Lineage: Eukaryota; Metazoa; Arthropoda; Insecta; Hymenoptera; Ichneumonidae
Exons: 3
Coding region: 400-918 (172 amino acids)
Source: RefSeq, a predicted model, not a curated record